This is a messenger RNA of Myotis brandtii (Brandt's bat), 1777 nucleotides long. RefSeq names its product wingless-type MMTV integration site family, member 10A (gene WNT10A). The transcript is spliced from 4 exons. NCBI's taxonomy places the organism in Eukaryota, Metazoa, Chordata, Mammalia, Chiroptera, Vespertilionidae. Gene Ontology annotation, cellular component: extracellular region. The record is from RefSeq and is a predicted model, not a curated record. Gene Ontology annotation, molecular function: frizzled binding; cytokine activity. The annotation marks the transcript as partial. Gene Ontology annotation, biological process: cell fate commitment; neuron differentiation; canonical Wnt signaling pathway.
CCGCGGCCCGCGCUCUGCGCGCUCCUGUUCUUCCUACUGCUGCUGGCUGCCGCCCUGCCCAGGUCAGCACCCAACGACAUUCUGGGCCUCCGUCUUCCCCCGGAGCCCGUGCUGGACGCCAACACCGUGUGCCUGACAUUGCCCGGCCUGAGUAGGCGGCAGAUGGAGGUGUGUGUGCGCCACCCUGAUGUGGCUGCCUCAGCCAUCCAGGGCAUCCAGAUUGCCAUCCACGAAUGUCAGCACCAGUUCCGGGACCAGCGCUGGAACUGCUCUAGUCUCGAGACUCGAAAUAAGAUCCCCUACGAGAGUCCCAUCUUCAGCAGAGGUUUCCGAGAGAGUGCCUUCGCGUAUGCCAUUGCUGCAGCCGGCGUAGUGCACGCGGUUUCCAAUGCCUGUGCCCUGGGCAAACUGAGGGCCUGCGGCUGUGAUGCAUCCCGGCGUGGGGAUGAGGAGGCCUUCCUUCGGAAGCUGCACCGCCUACAGCUGGAUGCGCUGCAGCGGGGUAAGGGCCUGAGCCACGGGGUUCCGGAGCACCCAGCCCUGCCCCCUGCCAGCCCUGGCCUGCAGGACUCCUGGGAGUGGGGCGGCUGUAGCCCUGACGUGGGCUUUGGGGAGCGCUUCUCUAAAGACUUUCUGGACUCCCGGGAGCCUCAUAGAGACAUCCACGCACGCAUGAGACUCCACAACAACCGAGUUGGGAGGCAGGCCGUGAUGGAGAACAUGCGGCGGAAGUGCAAGUGCCACGGCACCUCAGGCAGCUGCCAGCUCAAGACCUGCUGGCAGGUGACACCGGAGUUCCGCGCUGUGGGGGCGCUGCUGCGCAACCGCUUCCACCGAGCCACACUCAUCAGGCCGCACAACCGCAACAGCGGCCAGCUGGAGCUGGGCCCAGGGGGGGCUCCCUCUCCGGCCCCGGGCGUUCCCGGACCACGCCGCCGGGCCAGCCCUGCAGACCUGGUCUAUUUCGAGAAGUCGCCCGACUUCUGCGAGCGCGAGCCGCGCCUGGACUCGGCGGGCACCGUGGGCCGCCUGUGCAACAAGAGCAGCGCGGGCCCCGACGGCUGUGGCAGCAUGUGCUGUGGUCGGGGCCACAACAUCCUGCGCCAGACACGCAGCGAGCGCUGCCACUGCCGCUUCCACUGGUGCUGCUUCGUGGUCUGUGAGGAGUGCCGCAUCACCGAGUGGGUCAGCGUCUGCAAGUAGCAGAGGGCUCCCCUCCCCGAGACUGGCCUUUUCCCUGCUGCUUGAGACCUUGACAGAGUCGCCUUGGCUCCUGGGAGAGGAGGUUGAAUCACAUGAUCUUAUAGGAACCUUCCAGUUCUGAGGGUCCUCAAGUUUGUAAUCACGGGAAAGUCUAGACCUCAGUACUCACUUCUGUGGGCUCCAAGCUCCAGCUGCUCAGUUGGGCUGGGAAUUGCCCCACAUCCUGGGGCAAGUGCCACCAACCCCAUGCCUGUUUCCUUUCAUCCUUCCCCCCUUCCCCUGGAGUGGGAGGGAAUGAAUGGAAGCUGAUGGGCAGUGGGAAGAGGAUUGAAAAGAAGAAAUGGACAUAACUGAGCUGCAGAGAUCCUAGAGAGGCCCAGACACCCUCCCUGACGGGCUUCUGCCCCUCAUCAUUCAAUUAACAAAUAUUUAUUUUGCACUCUUUGUGGCCUGGUACUCUUCAGGGGAUGAGGGGUGCUGGGAAUACAGAUGUGAAUAAGAGAGACAGCACCUGCCCUCUUGGAGUUUACAUUCUGGCUGGGGGAGAUGGACAAUAAACAAGUAAAUACAUAAA